CCAGAUCAGUUUGUCACCACCCAGGCUCCCUUGCCUUUGGCUGGGUGCAACUUCCAUUUUAGGUGUUGGAUCUGAGGGGAAAAAGAGAGAGAGGGGGAAAGGGAGAGAGAGAGAGCAAUAGGGAGAGAAGAAAGGGGGAGAGAGAGAGCGAGAGAGAGAGAGAGAGAGAGAGAGAGAGAGAGAGAGAGAGAGAGAGAGAGAGAGACAGACGCGGAGAGAGAGGGAAGGAGGCAGGAAAGAUCCUGAAACGAGGAAGAGGAAGAGGUGGCGAACCUCGCUGGAUUUGUCUUUCUCAGCACAUUGGCGAAGCUUUGGGUUUGUUUCCUGAAGGACUGGCUUUAGAAGUCCACAUUUGAGUGUGAAGUGAGGGGACCUACUCCCUCCUUUCUGCUCCCUUUGUGGUCCAUCUUACUUUUUAUCCUGCCCUGCGGGGGCUCCUCCCCUUACCUUCAUGGACGACUCAGAGGUGGAGUCGACCGCCAGCAUCUUGGCCUCUGUGAAGGAACAAGAGGCCCAGUUUGAGAAGCUGACCCGGGCGCUGGAGGAGGAACGGCGCCAUGUCUCGGCGCAGCUGGAACGCGUCCGGGUCUCACCACAAGAUGCCAACUCACUCAUGGCCAACGGCACCCUCACCCGUCGGCAUCAGAACGGCCGCCUGGUGGGCGAUGCUGACCUUGAGAGACAGACAUUUUCAGAUUUGAAGCUCAACGGACCCCAGGAUCACAACCACCUUCUGUAUAGCACUGUCUCCAGGAUGCAGGAGCCAGGCCAGAUUGUGGAGACCUACACAGAGGAGGACCCUGAAGGAGCCAUGUCUGUUGUUUCUGUGGAGACCUCAGAUGACGGGACCACUAGGCGCACGGAGACCACCGUCAAGAAAGUUGUGAAGACGGUGACAACGCGGACAGUACAGCCAGUCCCCAUGGGGCCAGAUGGGCUGUCUGUGGACCCCUCAGCAGUCUCCAACAACUAUAUCCAGACUUUGGGCCGCGACUUCCGCAAGAACGGCACUGGGGGCCCUGGUCCCUACGUGGGCCAGGCAGGCACGGCGACUCUCCCCAGGAACUUCCACUAUCCUCCAGAUGGAUACGGCCGGCACUACGAGGAUGGCUAUCCAGGUGGCAGCGACAACUAUGGCAGUCUGUCCCGGGUGACCAGAAUUGAGGAGCGGUAUAGGCCCAGCAUGGAAGGCUACCGGGCACCCAGUAGACAAGAUGUCUAUGGGCCCCAGCCCCAGGUUCGAGUAGGCGGGAGCAGUGUGGAUCUGCAUCGCUUUCAUCCGGAGCCUUAUGGGUUAGAGGAUGACCAGCGCAGCAUGGGCUAUGAUGACCUUGAUUAUGGCAUGAUGUCUGAUUAUGGCACUGCCCGUCGGACAGGAACACCCUCGGACCCCCGCCGACGCCUCAGGAGUUACGAAGACAUGAUUGGUGAGGAGGUGCCUCCUGAUCAGUACUACUGGGCUCCUUUGGCUCAACAUGAGCGGGGAAGUUUAGCAAGCUUGGAUAGUCUGCGCAAGGGAAUGCCCCCACCUCCAAACUGGAGACAGCCAGAGCUGCCAGAGGUGAUUGCCAUGCUGGGCUUCCGCUUGGAUGCUGUGAAGUCCAAUGCAGCUGCAUACCUGCAGCACCUAUGCUAUCGCAAUGACAAGGUGAAGACUGACGUGCGGAAGCUCAAAGGGAUCCCUGUGUUGGUAGGGUUGCUAGAUCAUCCCAAAAAGGAAGUGCACCUGGGAGCCUGUGGAGCUCUCAAGAAUAUCUCUUUCGGACGUGACCAAGAUAACAAGAUUGCCAUCAAAAACUGUGAUGGCGUUCCUGCCCUGGUUCGACUGCUCCGAAAGGCUCGUGAUAUGGACCUCACUGAAGUCAUUACUGGAACCCUGUGGAAUCUCUCAUCCCAUGAUUCAAUCAAAAUGGAGAUUGUGGACCAUGCACUACAUGCCUUGACAGAUGAAGUGAUCAUUCCACAUUCUGGUUGGGAGAGAGAGCCUAAUGAAGACUGUAAGCCACGGCAUAUUGAGUGGGAGUCAGUGCUCACCAACACUGCUGGCUGCCUUCGAAAUGUAAGCUCAGAGAGAAGUGAAGCUCGCCGGAAACUUCGGGAAUGUGAUGGCUUAGUUGAUGCCCUCAUUUUCAUUGUUCAGGCAGAAAUUGGGCAGAAAGAUUCAGACAGCAAGCUCGUGGAGAACUGUGUCUGCCUUCUUCGGAACUUAUCAUAUCAAGUUCAUCGUGAAAUCCCACAGGCAGAGCGUUACCAAGAGGCACUUCCUAGUGUAGCUAACAAUGCCGGGCCACAUGCUGCCAGUUGCUUUGGGGCCAAGAAGGGUAAAGAUGAGUGGUUCUCCAGAGGGAAAAAGCCCGCAGAGGACCCAGUAAGUGAUACAGUGGAUUUCCCCAAAAGAACCAGUCCUGCUCGAGGCUAUGAACUCUUAUUUCAGCCAGAAGUGGUGCGGAUAUACAUCUCACUCCUUAAGGAGAGCAAGACGCCUGCCAUCCUAGAAGCCUCGGCUGGAGCUAUCCAGAAUUUGUGUGCUGGGCGCUGGACAUAUGGUCGAUACAUCCGUUCUGCUCUUCGUCAAGAGAAGGCUCUCUCUGCCAUAGCUGACCUCCUGACCAGUGAGCACGAGCGAGUAGUGAAAGCUGCGUCUGGGGCACUGAGAAAUCUGGCUGUGGAUGCCCGGAACAAAGAGUUAAUUGGCAAGCACGCUAUUCCUAACUUGGUAAAGAAUCUGCCUGGAGGUCAACAGAACUCCUCCUGGAAUUUCUCUGAAGACACUGUGGUCUCUGUGUUGAACACCAUCAAUGAAGUUAUUGCCGAGAACUUGGAAGCUGCCAAAAAGCUGCGAGAGACCCAGGGUAUCGAGAAGCUGGUGCUGAUCAACAAAUCAGGGAAUCGCUCAGAAAAAGAAGUCAGGGCAGCAGCUCUUGUCUUACAGACGAUCUGGGGCUAUAAGGAACUUCGGAAGCCGCUGGAGAAAGAAGGAUGGAAGAAAUCAGACUUCCAGGUGAAUCUAAACAAUGCAUCUAGAAGCCAGAGCAGCCAUUCAUAUGAUGAUAGCACUCUGCCCCUCAUUGACCGGAACCAAAAAUCAGAUAAGAAACCUGACCGGGAAGAAAUUCCAAUGAGCAGUAUGGGUUCAAACACAAAAUCAUUAGAUAACAACUACUCCACACUGAAUGAGAGAGGAGACCACAACAGAACACUGGACCGAUCUGGGGAUCUGGGUGAUCUGGAGCCAUUGAAGGGAGCACCCUUGAUGCAGGACGAGGGUCAGGAAUCUUUGGAGGAAGAGUUGGAUGUGUUGGUUUUGGAUGAUGAGGGGGACCAAGUGUCUUACUCCCCUAUGGUAGGUCCUCCAGUCACCCCUAAGAUGGUCCUGAGGAAGGAGGCUCCUGUGUGCCUGCUCUUUGCCAAUCAUGCUGAUCUGAUCAGGCCUGAGGCACUUGUCUGACUACAUGGGAGGCAGUGGUUCAGCUUCUGUGAUCAUGACCUCUUCAGAGGCUGGAAUGCAUCGGGUGGUCUGGUUCUCUGUUGUGUGCUGCUUUCCUGCCUCCAGAUUUGCCCAGCUGCCUCUCUUCUCCCUGGGUCUCCCUAUUCUCAACCUUAUUAACAGCCU
Messenger RNA from Acomys russatus (golden spiny mouse), 3613 nucleotides. RefSeq names its product catenin delta 1 (gene Ctnnd1). The coding region runs from base 452 to 3448 and encodes 998 amino acids. Gene Ontology annotation, biological process: cell-cell adhesion; cell-cell junction assembly. Gene Ontology annotation, molecular function: cadherin binding. The transcript has 19 exons. NCBI's taxonomy places the organism in Eukaryota, Metazoa, Chordata, Mammalia, Rodentia, Muridae. The record is from RefSeq and is a predicted model, not a curated record. Gene Ontology annotation, cellular component: cytoplasm; adherens junction; nucleus.